CAGGUAACCGAUAAGAUGGCGGCCGGGGAAGCGACUGGGCACAGCUACCUGGUGGCUUGCUGGCAGCCCAUUCUGAUCCUGAUGCUGGGCACCGUGCUGUCUGGCUCCACCACAGGCUGUCCUUCCCGAUGUGAGUGCAAUGUUCAAGAGCGCUCUGUGAUGUGCCACCGCAAGAAGCUCAUGACAGUUCCUGAGGGCAUUCCUGCAGAAACAAGACUGCUGGACCUCAGCAAGAACCGCAUUAGAACCAUCAACCCAGACGAGUUUGCCAACUUUCCCAACCUCGAACACCUGGAGCUCAGUGAAAACACGAUCUCCACUAUUGAACCUGGAGCUUUCAACAACCUUUACGGCUUGCGGACAUUGGGGCUUCGUAGCAACAAGCUUAAGCUGAUUCAGCUUGGUGUCUUCACAGGCCUGAGCAAUCUCACGCAGCUGGACAUAAGUGAGAACAAGAUCGUCAUCCUGUUGGACUACAUGUUCCAGGAUUUGUACAACCUCCGGUCUUUAGAGGUGGGUGAUAACGAUCUGGUUUUCAUCUCUCAUCGGGCUUUUCAUGGCCUAAGUAGCCUUGAGCACCUGAGUCUUGAGAAGUGCAACUUGUCCUCUGUGCCAACAGAGGCUUUUACCCACCUCCACAGUUUGAUCACGCUCAGGCUGCGCCACCUCAAUAUCAAUGUUAUACGGGAUUACUCCUUUAAACGGCUCUAUCGGUUGAAAGUGUUGGAAAUAGCCAAUUGGCCAUAUUUGGAUACGAUGACCCCAAAUUGCUUGUAUGGAUUAAAUCUCACCUCCCUGACUAUUGCAAAUGCCAACCUGACCACAAUUCCUUAUGUAGCCCUGCGGCACUUGGUUUAUUUGCGCUUUCUUAAUCUUUCAUAUAACCCUAUCCAUACCAUUGAGGGGAAUAAGCUCCAUGAUCUUCUGCGUUUGCAGGAAUUUCACCUGGUAGGUGGCAGACUGGCAAUGAUUGAGCCCUAUUCUUUCCGUGGUCUAAACUACCUGAAGAUUCUAAAUGUGUCUGCAAACUCUCUUAGCACGUUAGAGGAGUCUGCUUUUCAUUCAGUUGGCAACCUGGAAACCCUUGCCUUGUAUGAUAAUCCCCUGGCCUGCGAUUGCCGACUGUUAUGGGUUUUCCGAAGGCGCUGGAGACUAAACUUCAACAGGCAGCAGCCUACCUGUGCCUCCCCUGAGUUUGUCCAAGGCAAAGAAUUCAAAGACUUCCCGGAUGUUCUGCAGCCUAACUACUUCACCUGUCGCAAGUCUAGGAUUAGGGAUCGCAAACCCCAGCAGAAAUUUGUUGACGAGGGAGCCAUUGUUCAUUUUGCUUGCCAAGCAGAUGGAGAUCCUGCUCCAGUGAUAAUGUGGCUAUCCCCACAGAAGAAGUUUAUCACCACCAAGACAAUUGGAAGGCUCUCUGUGUUGCCAGAUGGUACCCUUGAGGUGCGCUACGCCCAGGUUCAAGACAAUGGUACAUAUGUGUGUAUAGCUAGCAACGCAGGUGGAAAUGACACCUCUCUUGCUCACCUGCACAUUCAUAGCUACUCUCCUGACUGGCCACACCAGCCCAACAAGACUUUUGCCUUCAUCUCCAACCAACCCACAGAAACUGGUGCUAACGGUACAAGAGCCAAUGUCCCUUUCCCCUUUGAUAUAAAGACGUUGAUCAUUGCAACCACAAUGGGAUUCAUCUCUUUUCUUGGUGUCGUCUUGUUUUGCCUGGUGCUGCUCUUUCUUUGGAGCAGAGGUAAAGGCAACACUAAGCACAACAUUGAGAUUGAGUAUGUGCCACGGAAAUCGGACGCUGGCAUGAGCAGCAGCACAGUGGAUGCUCCUCGCAAGUUUAACAUGAAAAUGAUUUAACGGAGCUCUGGAAUUUAUUAAUUUUGAACUCAAAAAUAAGACAUGGAAAAGAAGACAUUUUCUUUCCUCCCUUACAAACCUGUGGAUCCUGGUCUGUUAACAUAGAGUAAUAUGUUUUUUCCUGACUGAAGUUCUUAAGAGGAGGGCAGUGACUUUCACAAGUGAGAGGGAUUGAAAGAACACCCAGUGCUACAGUGCACUGGCGGUUUCUACAAGGCCUGUGGGUGCAUUAAUUGAAAGUCAGAUUUGUAAGCAGUUCAUAUUCCUGUGGAUUUAUACUGGGAAAAAUAUAUCAGAAAAGAAAAACACUUCAAACAGCCAGAAUGCGAGGGGCAGAACAUAUUUUGGCCAUUGCUGUUUUUUGUCUUUAUUUUUUAUUGAGUGUUUGUUUUUUGUUUCCAACGUCACAUGUCAAAUUAUGAAUGAGAUUUGUAUGGGUUGAUGAGCACAUUUAUACAACGUUCCUACAUUUCAAGUACAUUAUCAUUAUGAUACAUCAGUGUUACAUUUAUUAAUGCUAUGUGCUACUUAUAAUCUUUUCUUUUCUUUUCUGCAGUGAUGAUAGUUCUGUAAUCCAUCAAAUGUAAAUUUAUGUCACAAUACCUGAUUAAAAUGUGUGGAGUGAAGAGUAUGCCUCGGUAAUGAGCAGAAAUAUAAACAUAGUAUGACAGAAUUAUACUAUGGGAAAUACAAAACUGUUACUGAUGUACUAUAUAAAACUUUCACAGCAGCUAAUUCAUAGCCAUCCUCUGGGCCAAGAAAGUACAAUGAAUGGUAUUGUAAACGGUUUAUAUUGGUUAUUAUGUGACCUAAAAACUGAAUGAUAUACAAAAAUAAGUGCUCUGAAAUCAAUAGAUUCUCGAUAUAGAGAUUGCAUCAGUGCAACUUUUAGUAUUGACACCAAUUCUCAGUACUGCACUGUAAAAAUCAGCGAUAUGUAAGAAUAAUUGUAUUCUUAGAAAGAUAAAAUUAAAAAUAUUAGCAGUAGCAGAAAAUUCUGUUGUGAAAUGUUAAUAUAGGAUUUUAGCACUGGGUAAAUUAUCUGAUAGAGCCUGUUGAGCCCAGUAUCUGAUAUCAGUUUCAGUGUCACUCAUCCCUACUUGUUUUAGAUGUAACUCAGACGUGCUCACAAAUGGAUUGAGAUGCUAUUGAUAUGAUGCACUAUACCAACAAUUGAUGCAACAUGCUACCACUUUCAGUCCCUCCAGGAAGCUGUGACGUUGUGAUCACAAAUUCUUUGCAACCUUGCAAUUUUGUCCAAUCAUUUUAUUCUCCAAAACUGUUGUGUCCGAACAGUUUGAUUUUAUUCUCACUAGAACAAGAUGGCUUUGAUUUUUAAUGAAUUAUACAAUAUUAAUAUCAAUUGCAACUAUUUUUGCAAUCUUACCGUUCUCCUGCAAUUUAAUUGCAAAACAAUGCCUAAAAACAUCAAAUUUAUUUAGAAAAGCUGCCAUGAAAACGGGCAUUUUAGGCCACAACAAUCCCCCCAAAAGCCUGUGAAUCCUGGAGAGACUGCAUUUUGCGAUCAAAGAGAAUGGUUGGUAUUGGUCCCUUGAUAUUAUGAGCGCUUAUCCCUGACUUUUUAAAUUGCAUUUCAAAAACUAUUAUGUAAUGGUAUUAUUUUGUGCUCAACAUGAUUUUGAGGAAUACAAGUUGUGGUGCUCAUGUUUUUGGAUACAAUGUGCUCUUCAAGCUGUAGAAUAUUUCUUUCAUUGUUGGUUAUUUUUCUUGAUUGUUUUAUGAAAUCAAUGAUUUAUUUAUGCAGAUGCUCCCCCCCAUUAAAGCCAUGGAAAUAUAACCUUCCAGGAUCAUUUACAGGUUUGCUAUUCCCCAGAAAUGUGCAGUGUUUGUCAGGGGAAAAAGAACUGUGCAUAUUAUGCUCCCAGUUGGUCCUGCAUAUAAAAUCUGAGGUUACAGCCUUACCUGCUCAAGUACACACUGUGGACAGCUGGGCUUUGCAAAUGUGUGUGAGGAUAAAGGCUAAGUUAUUUAUGAUGGAUGACAUUACAGACAACGCCACAGUAAUGGGCUGGAAGUAUGGACAGAAUAUGCAGAUGGGUAGAGUGACACAGAUGGUUUCACCCAUGGAGCAAUCUGAAGCAGCUUUGGUGUAAUCCGUUUUGCAUAAAGGAAAAAAAAAAAACACUGGAUAUGGCUCAUGGUUCUCCCUCUUGCUGAUUAUGAAUGCUCUCUACGUUCAAAGUGUGGCUACUGUACCUAGCCUUUUUUGGUCCCGAGUGAUCCCGGGAUUCUGUUUUUUGUUUCUGUUAUUCCUUUUUUUAUUUUGACCCUGGACUAUAUUGACCAUGUAGUCCAAGCCAACUUUUUACAAAAAAAAAAUGGUACUAAAAAAGAAAUCUAUGGAAAAUACAUUGAAAUUGUUCUGUGCAAUAAAGGUAAUAUGCAGAUUUUUUUUUUUUUAAUUAACAAAAUUUUGUUGAUGUUGAAUUGUUGAGAAUAUGGUAUGUUGUA
Molecule: messenger RNA, 4335 nt
Organism: Morone saxatilis (striped sea-bass)
Lineage: Eukaryota; Metazoa; Chordata; Actinopteri; Moronidae
Gene: lingo1a
Product: leucine rich repeat and Ig domain containing 1a
Cellular component (GO): extracellular matrix
Molecular function (GO): protein binding
Source: RefSeq, a predicted model, not a curated record